Daucus carota subsp. sativus is the source of this 1207-nucleotide messenger RNA. RefSeq names its product F-box protein PP2-A12. NCBI's taxonomy places the organism in Eukaryota, Viridiplantae, Streptophyta, Magnoliopsida, Apiales, Apiaceae. The transcript has 3 exons. The coding region runs from base 108 to 959 and encodes 283 amino acids. The record is from RefSeq and is a predicted model, not a curated record. Gene Ontology annotation, molecular function: protein binding.
CCUCUGUAUAUAAACUCAACCGCCACCUUCUCUAAACUCCCUCAAUUUUUCUCUACUCUUCCGCCUAAUUUCUCCACACCCACAAAAUUCUUGAUCAUAUUCCCCAAAUGGGUUCUGGGUUUUCUUUCUUUUCGCCACCUCCAACGCCGGCGCCGGGGACAAAUCUCGGUGACUUGCCGGAAAGUUGUGUAGCUGCAAUUCUUGAAAACAUGCCACCACAACAGAUUUGUAAGCUGGCUGUUCUCAGUAAGGCUUUUCGAGGAGCUUCUUCUGCAGAUUUUGUGUGGGAAUCUAAGCUUCCUGUGAAUUAUAAAGAGAUUUUUAUGAGAUUGUUUGGUGAUUUUGAUGAUGGAUUGUGUAAGAAGGAUCUUUAUGCUGUGUUAUGUAGGCCUAAUUGUUUUGAUGGAGAUCACAAGAAAGCUUGGUUAGAUAAAACUUCUGGGAAGAUGUGUUUGGCCAUUUCUUCGAAUGGAUUAUCGAUUACUGGGAUUGAUGAUCGGAGAUACUGGAAUCGAAUUUUUACGGAUGAGUCCAGAUUUGGCACGAUUGCAUAUCUCCAGCAGACGUGGUGGUUUGAAGUCAGUGGCGAGGUUGAGUUUCCUCUCCCAGCUGGAACCUAUAGCCUAUUCUUCAGAUUGCAGCUAGGAAAGUCUACCAAAAGAUUUGGUCGACGGGUCUGCAACUCUCAAAAUGUCCAUGGUUGGGACAUUAAGCCCGUGCAGUUCCAGCUAUCAACCUCAGAAAAUCAAAAUCUACGAACCACUUCAUCUUAUUUGCGUGAACCAGGAAACUGGAAUUACUAUCAUGGCGGAGAUUUUGUUGUAGAAAAUUCAGGGAAUCCAGCAAAAAUCAAGUUUUCAAUGAUGCAAAUUGAUUGCACGCACAAUAAAGGUGGCCUUUCUGUCGAUUCUUUACUAAUAUAUCCAGCUGAGUUUAAGGAGAGGUUAAAGCGUUUUUGAUUGCUAAUUAACCUGUUUUUCGUAGAAAUUUAGAUAUAUUAAGAUAGAAAAUUAAAGGUGGAGAAGUUUUUGCUUUCAGAACAAUAAUUUUUUUUUGUUAUGAGGCCUGGGAGAUCAUUUUCUUAUGUACAGUUUGAAAUCUGAUCUGUGUAUUUUCUCUGAAGAACACUGUAUUUAUUCCUAUAUUUGUAACUGUAGUGAAGGAUAAUGAAGUGUUAUUUCAAUCCUAAACAAUUGCUUACUGCUUA